AUGCUUGGAUUCGAAAUGAGACUUCAUGACCGCAUGUGGAAUGGCUCGGCCCUUCAGCACGGAAACCAAGUUGCAACCGACUAAAAACGACUUACGCUUAGGAGCAUCAUAAAGUACUAGAACGAGCUUCUGACAAGAGCUAGCGCAGUUUUGAGCCAUUCCAAAUGCGACCAAGAAACUUUAUCUACAAAAAAAAAAUCUUUCUUCGUGAUUUUUCGAAAACUACCAUACCUGUUCAAAGCCCUUUAGCACUGAAACCAUGUUGCAGUCGACUAAAAACGACUUUCGCACAGGAGCAUCAUAAAGUACUAGAACGAGCUUCUGACAAGAGCUAGCGCAGUUUUGAGCCAUUCCAAGUGCGACCAGAAACUUUAGUUACAGAAAAAAGAAAAAAAAAUCUUUCUUUGUGAUUUUUCGAAAACUACCAUACUUGUUUAAAGCCCUUUAGCACUGAAACCAAGUUGCAGCCGACUAAAAACGACUUUCGCACAGGAGCAUAAAGUACUAGAACGAGCUUCUGACAAGAGCUAGCGCAGUUUUGAGCCAUUCCAAAUGCGACCAAGAAACUUUAUCUACAGAAAAAAAAAUCUUUCUUCGUGAUUUUUCGAAAACUACCAUACCUUUUCAAAGCCCUUUAGCACUGAAACCAUGUUGCAGCCGACUAAAAACGACUUUCGCACAGGAGCAUAAAGUACUAGAACGAGCUUCUGACAAGAGCUAGCACAUUUUUGAGCCAUUCCAAGUGCGACCAAGGAGCAUUAGUUAGAGAAAAAAGAAAAAAAAUCGUUUUUUUUGUAAUUUUUCAAAUGUAAACAUUUCUACAGCUUCGAGCAAUUUUUUAAACCUUUUCUGAGAGAAAUUUAAGUUUCAUAGAUUCUCCCAAAUUGCAAGAAAGUCUUCAAGACGCUCGAAUUCAUUUCCCAUCAAUGAACGGAAGAUCCACUCCCAUCUACUCCCAAAAUAUAUUUCGCAUCCAUUUCCAAUUUCCAGUCUUACACAUCUCCGGACACCAAUAUCGUGGUCAUUCAUAGAGAGAGGCCGCCCAUGUUUGAUGAGGCCACUCCGCCCACUUCUCCUUCUCCAAGCUGCCAAUGUACCUAACCUAUAAUUAAUUUUGGGAAGCAGCGGGUGGCUGGCCACGCCCACUUUUUUUGCGCAAUAUUAGAAGUGCUUCUGCAAUGGUUUUCGAGAUGUUUUGGAGUUUUUUUUUGUUUUUAUUUAAGUUUUUUGAUGAUUUGAAAGCUCAGAAGAGUUCCCUCAUUAUUCCAGGAAGUGUUCUGAUUUUUUGGCUCUUUUUUAAAGUUCCAGGAGAUUUCUUGAAACUUUUUGAAGACAUUUCUUGGCUUGAUUUGAACUUAAUAAGCACAAAAAGUUUUCUGUAUGAAUUUUUAGAGGUCUUUUAGCAAAAUUUAGGGUUUUUGGCUUAAUUAUCAUUACUUGAAUUUUGGAGAUUUUUUUAACUUGCGAUAAAUUUUCUUUAAUAUUCUAGAAGAGCUUCUUCCGAUGUUUCCAAAGCAUUUUGGAGCGUUUUUUUUUGAAAUUUUGAGCAUUUUUUUGACAAUAAUGUAGAAGAGCUUUUUGUAUGUAAUUCCUGAAAAAAACUUCAAAAUUUCGAGUUUUUUUGACUUUUUUUCGAUGGUUUUUUUCUCGAUCCAGAAGCUUGAAACAGCUUUGAAACAGCUUUGAAAUUUUUUUGAAAUUUUUUUAAAAUUUUUUUAAAAAUUUUUUUAAAUUUAUAAGAAAAAAAUCUACCCCCAAAAUCCCUAAAAAAAUCAAAAUAUGGUCCAAAUAGUGGAUGACUUGAUGCCGUGUUCAAAGUGAUUUCCGCGAAAUUCAAAAUUAUCUCUGACCCUCCAAAUUUCAAUGAUCUUUUUCACUCUCUGACGGUUUUUUUGAAAUUUGCGACAUCAAAGCUGAAUAUCGAGAAGUCCAGAACUGUAGUUUUAUUAAUUUUGCGCAACGUAGUUCUGUCUUUUUUUUUAAAUUUCUUUCACACUUCUCCUUGGAAGCUUUCCAGUUGAAAAUUCAUUUUUUUAUGUCAAUUUUUUUCUUUCAAAUCACAUUUCUUCUUGAUUUUUUUGUCAUUUCUAUGGUUUUUCUCAAACUCAAUCUUCAAUUUUUUUCCAGAAAUGAAGCUGAUUUUUCGUGACCUCAGCCAUCUUCGCCGUCGUUCUGGGACAAACUGAACGACUUUUUCGACCUCCCACUGCCCUCGGAUCAUUGCAAGAACGGCGGAACUCUUGUUGAUGUGGGUUUUUUUGGUUUUAUAGCUGAAAUAAUGAAGUUUGAAGCUUUAAAGAUAGUUAAAAGUGAAGAAAAAGCUUGUUUUUUUAUUCAAAAUAACAAAAUUUGAAGCUUUCAGACAGCUUUUUCUUAAUAAAAUUGGUCGAAAUUCCACUAAUUUUUCAAGAAAAAAAUGUUGAAAAAAAUAAAGUUUUUUUCUCGUUAAUUUGCAAUCUAUAACCUUGUUUUAGAGCUCAUUUUUCAACAAAAAAAUUCAUUGAAAAUGUUCUUCUUUUUCAAGAAAAAAAGCUUUUAAAAAAAGGUUUUUUUAUUCGAAUCGGUGCAUUUCAACCUUGUAUAAAAAGCUAAUUUUUCGACCUUUUUUUCAAGAAAAAAAUCUCCAAAAAGAGGUUUAUUUUAUUCAAAUUUGCACUCUUUAAUUUGAUGAGAGUAGCUCAAUUUCAACGAAAAUCCCAUGAAAUCACCCGAAAUGUUCACUUUUUAUUUCCCCCUUUUUGUCCCAAGGAAACCCAUGAAAACAUUGUCCAUCACGCCCAAAUGCACAUCACAAUUUCUGAACCAAAUCGUGUGACGGCCGCCACCAGACCAAAAGAAAAAAGACAAAAAAAUCGCCAUUCAAAACGGGUCAAAUCUUUUCCGCUCUCAAUAGAAUUGAAUGGAAUACAUGGGGGCAAAAAUGAACCAUCAUGCGUCUCGAAAUUUUUCUCGAAGCAUUGUUUGAUCUUAUCUUGAAGGGUUGAAUAAGAAUGUCACGUUGAAAUUUUUAAAAAAAUAAUUCCCAAGUCUUACUAAUUUCUAGAAAAAAAAGCAUAAAAAUCUCGAAAUUCUUAAUUUUAGAUUGAAAAGAGAAAAUUCUAAAAAUCAGUGGUUUUUUAAAUUUAAAGCCUGAAAAUAAUCUUUCCAGUACUUCUAAAAUCCUCGAAAUGUUGCUCUUUUUUUCUUAAAGCGCUAAACAUAAGGCUGAAUUCUUUAAAUUUUCAAAAAUUAAGCUUCAAGAUUCCCUAAAUUAUAGGAACGAGCCCAUUCUCAUUGCAGUUUCUCAAAAAAUUUAAAAAAAAAAGAAAUUUUUGAAUCACUGAUUUUUUUCAACUAGACUUUACAAGAAUAAUCCCUUCAAACCAGUUCAAAAGAAAUAUAUUUCCAUUGCUCGAAAGCUUCUCGAAAAGCCUCGAAAGCUCCGAAUCGACAGCCUUAAUCACACAGUAGUCCUCUUUGAUGGAUGCUUUCUCGGGGAAGCUCGCUUGAUGGAAAUUAUACUUAUUUCAAAGAGAUGAAUGAUAGUUUUCCGAACAGCAGAAAAAUUUUAACUUGAUUAGGAUUCCGAUUUUUUCAUUUCUUUGCCUGGAAACUUUUCUCAGAAAGCUUCUCAACUCGAAAUUAAGUCAAAUUAUCGAUUUUAGGGACUUUUGAGCUCAGAAUCAGCGUGAAAAACUGCAGAGAGGGGGGAUAAUUUUUGGAAGUGGGGAAACCACGGCUUCACGGUACCCUGCCGUAACACAAGAACGAUAGAAAUCUAGAGCCAGCUCAUUGAUUUGAAGAUCGAAGAGAUUCCAACAAAAAAGGUCACUCUUGUAAUGAGGAGCAUGAGCCUGAGUCUACACGCCGGCUGACAGGCGAAACAUCCGGUCGAGUGGUUCUCCAAAGGCGAAUCAGCGCCUUUCCACCACCGCUGCGGCUGAAAUUGCCCGAUCCACACCUGGUGUCGGCCCGAAAAUCUUUUUCGAGUAGACGCUUGACCCGGGGAUUAUUAUUUUUGCGAUGUUUUUGCCCUGAAAAAGCCCGAAUUCGGUGUUUCUAGGCAAGAUGCUCUUUUUUGGACUUUAGGAAGUUUUUAAUCUUGAUUUUUAGGUCAACUUUCUGGAUAGAACUCAAAAAAAAACUUUUUUAAGGUGUCCCGAUUUUUUUUUUUUUUUGGAGAGUAAUCGUGUCAAGACCCUUACUGUAUAACUUCUAAAGCCUGAAAUAUUUCAUCAAUCUCAAAUAGGGAAUUUUUAUCAGAGAUUAACCAAAUAAGGGGCCUGAAAAGCUUCAAUCAGCCAUAUCGUUGAGCCGGGGGGGGCGAUUACUGGGAAAAUUUUUCAGUGACCACUAUAGAGGCUCGCCAAUGACUACUGUGAGAAGACACUAAAGUGGCCACUAAACUCACCUCUAUAGUGGCCACUAUUUUCCGUUUUAGUGGCCACUUCAGAGCUUUUCUAUUUAGUGGCCACUCUAGUAGUUUUUCAUCCAGUAUUCCUUCCAGUAACUCUGAUAAUUUUGAAGCAAACAGAUUGGACCAGUUAUGUUGAUCUAUUGAUCCCUAAAGUGGCCACUUAGUGGUCUAGGAGUAGCACUUAGAUCUCUAUAGUGGCCACUAAUUUUAACCCCUUAAGUGGCCACUAAUUUGACUACUAUAGUGGCCACUAAAACGUCAAAACCCUAUAGCGUCCCAGUAUAAUUUUUUUUGGCUUCAAUGAAUAUUCUGGAUCAUGAAAUCCCCAGCUUCGACCUCACUUAUAAGCUCUCCAUUCUUGACCGCCCUCAACUUGAAGGAGAACGACAGGAAGCAAUUCAUUUCUGUGUUCCUAGUGGGCCCAAUUAGAGCCCCCUAAAAUCGUGGCGGCGGCUGUUCCCAUGGAGCACCGCCAUUUUUUUCUCCCCCUUUCCUUCAAGUGACCAGGUUAAUCCUUCUUAACCCCCCUGGUCGGUCCGUCUGUCAAGCCACAGAACAAAAAAGGCGCAAUUAUGAACAACAUUUAUUAAUCCUUCCUGGAAUUACAGGGCAAAUGCCAAUGCACUCUACGCUACGAAGGAGCUCAGUGCGAACGGGAACGGUGCAUGAACGGCGGAAGGCGGCAUUCCCUUGAGGGAAAGGUGAGGAAAAUGCGAAGAAAUUGAAAGUUUGUUUAGAAAAACGGCUGAAAAAUAGGCCAAAAGGUGUGAAUUCGUAAAAAAAAAAAAAAAAUGUGUCCAAGUUGAGAAAAUUGGGGAAAAAAGAGCUGAAAAUUGAACCCUAGCGUGAAAUUCCUAUACUUAGAAGUGAAAAAUGAGCCCUUUAAGAGAAAAAUUCAUUUAAAAAAAAAGCCGAUAAGCUGAAAAUCGAAAAAUAUUGCUGUAGAAUGAGCAACAAUGAGAAAAAUCGCUGAAAAAAUCACAUUAAAAGUCGAAAUUCAGGCGUUUUCGAGCUUUUUUUGGCUUCUUAGACCCUAGAGUGACUUCUUGAACUUCUCAGAGAAGUUUUAAUUUGAGCAAAAGCAUUUUUCAAAGUUUUUAAGAACAGUAACAAAUCAUCUUUCGAUUUCAAAACUUCAAAAUCUUUUUAUAAAGUUCAUCAAGAUCUUCAUAAAGUGUGCUCCAAGGAAAAUCUGUUUCUCAGGGUAUUUCAUAAAGAUUUUUCAAUCAGUUUCUCAAAAAAACUUUAAAAAAAUAAUUUAAAAAAAUAAAUAAUAAUAAAAAAAUAAAGAAUAAAAAAAUUUUUAUGAAAUCUCAACAUUUCUGCAGGUCAAAUGCCACUGUCCAUUCGGCCUGUCCGGUGAUCGAUGCGAAAUCGUGACGUACUGCGAGCCUGGCCGAGGUUCGUAAAGUGUCCGCAAAGUACAGAAAAUGAAGGGAAUCACGAUUCCAGGAAAGUUGGUCAACGGAAAAUGCGAAUGUUUCGAACGAUGGACCGGAAACUUCUGCCACAUGCACACCUGCUACAAUGGAAUCCCCACCGGCGGAAUGGUCGGUUAUUAAAGUUUCUGGACAGGAACCUGAGAGUCUUUGAGCGGUAGUUUGAGAACUUAUCCACCGAGCCAUGAAUUUUGGUCGAAAUAGUACAAAACUUGUAUAAAACCAAAAAAAGGCCGGGAGUCGAACCUUUGACCUUUCGGACAGCAGUUAGAAACGUAACCGACUGAGCUAUUAAAUUUUUGGCACGGCGAGGAUACGAACCCUUGACGUGUUUACUAUCAACAAAGUCUCAUACCACUCGGCUAUGCCCCAAUUUUUACAGGACGGCUUCUGCCUCUGCGACAUCGGCUACACUGGACCGUUCUGUGACGCGCCGAUCAUUUGCAGGAAUGGCGGAUCAGUUAAUCAGGUAUCUAUUGAUUGGUCGCAUUGGGAAUGAGCUGAGGCUUAGAAGUCAAGCUUGGGUGGAGCUCUUCUGUGUGUAUUUUGAGCGGCACUACGUUAAGCCAUUCCAAAUGCGGCCACCGUUUUCUAGAAAUUAAAGAAAAGUUGCUGGUCGCAUUGGGAAUGGUUAAAGAGGUGAUGGUUACUGGGACUUGGUCCGCAACGCUUUUAGCCAUUCCAAAUGCGACCAUAGCUUUCAAGGCGUCUAGGAGAAGUUGAUAGUCGCAUUGGGAAUGGUUAAAGAGGUCAUGGGCCUUAGACUUGGAACGCAGCGCAACCGCAACGCUUUUAGCCAUUCCAAAUGCGACCACUGCUGACAAAACGUCUAGGAGAAAUUGAUAGUCGCAUUGGGAAUGGUCAGAGAGGGGCUAAUGUCUUUAAACUGGACCGCAGCGCGACCGCAACGUGUUUAGCCAUUGCAAAUGCGACCAUAGCUUACAAAGCGUGGAAGAGGUGUCGGUUGCAUUGGGAAUGGUUAGAGAGGUGCCUCCAACUUGGACAGCAACACUUUUAGACAUUCCAAAUGCGACCGGAGCGUAUCAAGUCGGAGAAAUUUGAAAAUUCAUGAAAUUUGUUCAGGAAAACGAGUGCUCCUGCCUGGUUGGCUACACCGGAGAACGAUGUGAAAUGUGCUCGCCUGGAUUCGUGAGAGAUGGAAGUUACUGCGUUCCCGAGGUUUGUACUGAUUUAAUCGAUUUUUGCCCUUUUUGGGCUCAAUAAGCCUUUGUGCUUAAAAUCCCGAAAAAAUUCAAAAUAUCAAGGUUCAGAAGGUUUAGGAAGCACCAUAAACCAAAAAAAUAAAAAACUUCUAAAAAAGCUCAUCCCGACUUCUAAGCCCUCUUUCCGCAUGUUCAAGUCUCCGUUUACAGCCACGCCGACAUUCUGCGAUUUUCCAGGUGUCCGAGUCGUCGUUGCUGGCUCACACGGGCUCGCUGACGUCACGGCCGUUCGCCUGGCCGAUCGUCCUGAUGGGCUGCGCCGCCGCCUUGGCUUUCGUCGUUCUCGCCUUGACGGUCGUCUUCGCCGUCCGCAAGUGGAGCUCCAAGCCGUCCCGAGUCAACUCCGUCCAGGGCGAUCCGGAGGGCGGCACUGACGUCUGA
Molecule: messenger RNA, 7439 nt
Organism: Caenorhabditis auriculariae
Lineage: Eukaryota; Metazoa; Nematoda; Chromadorea; Rhabditida; Rhabditidae
Source: the annotation of a GenBank genome assembly